This is a messenger RNA of Oreochromis niloticus (Nile tilapia), 1432 nucleotides long. RefSeq lists its product as uncharacterized. Gene Ontology annotation, biological process: T cell receptor signaling pathway; regulation of cytokine production. The transcript has 3 exons. The coding region runs from base 13 to 462 and encodes 149 amino acids. NCBI's taxonomy places the organism in Eukaryota, Metazoa, Chordata, Actinopteri, Cichliformes, Cichlidae. Gene Ontology annotation, molecular function: signaling receptor binding. The record is from RefSeq and is a predicted model, not a curated record. Gene Ontology annotation, cellular component: external side of plasma membrane.
CAUUGUAUCGCAAUGGAUCUCUUCAACAGUUGCUUUUUAAUUUUAGUGAAAAUGUUGUGGAACUUUUCCUCGUUCUUUACAGACCAGAAUAUCAUAGCAGAGCCUGGAGGGAGUACCGGUCUGUCAUGUCAAGCUCCAAAUAACAACUUCUUAUCUGUGAAGUGGAUCAGAGCUGAUCUGGGAGAGAAAUAUGUCUUUUUGUACCGGGAUGUGGAUGUUGAUACCAACAAUCAAUUGAGCUUGGAUGGAAACUUUGAUCCAACCAACCAGCAUCCAUCCUUUCAGAACCGGGUGGAUCUGCAAGACAGACAGAUGAAGGAUGGAGACGUGUCUUUGAUUCUGAACAAUGUGACGAUUAAUGACACUGGAACAUAUGAGUGUCUUGUCUUCAUGAAUGAAACAUGGAAGCCCAUCAACAACAUCACACUGAGUGUUGUUGAUCCUCCAGGUCACCUGAAGUAAAAGUACUCAUGGGGAUCUAUGAAUGAAUGAAGAUGAAUGAAACACUUUGGAUUUACAAUUGAAAAUCAGCUGAGAUGCCAAAGAUGAUCGUAUUUAUCUUCUGGACUAGUUAAUAAGAGUAGACCCACAUAAUCAGACUCCAGUGUCACCUUGUUAAAGAGCAAUGUGUAACACAACACUCAUCAUUUGAUUCUUCAUGAAACCCUUUUUAUCUCAUGAUUUUAUUUUAAUUUUUUUUAUGGGCUUUUUGUUUUGAAAGACUUAAAAACAUGACGGAAGAGACUCUUGAACUUGAUGAUCAAUGACUUUAUCUGGACAACAGAUUUCUGAAUAAAACAGGCUCUUCAGCUCUGAAUGCUUUUGAUUCUAACGUUUAUUCUGCCCUUUCACUAUUUAAUAAACCCAGAGAGUUGACUGACAGGGCCCAGACCCUGGACAGGUCACCAGUGUGAUGCAGGACCAACAGACCAUUAGCACCUACAGCCAAUUAAGAAUCACUGGUUAACCUAACAUGUCUGUCUUUGGACUUUGGGAAGAAACUUUGUUGCCAGAGACAGUCCACAGAGGCACAGGGAGAACACACUGAAUGGCUGGGUAAAUUCAAAGGCUGGCAGCAGUUUCACUUCAUUUAAAACAUCUUAAAUUAUAUUGAUAUUUUAUUAGUGACAAUAUUAGAAAAAAAAUGCACCAAGUACAUCAAAAUUACAGCAUUAACUCCUUGAAACAUUAUAUACAUAUUAUAUUCUAGAAAGUGCCCUUUUCUUGGAUGUUUUUCCACUUUUAAAUAGUUGAAUGUGAGUUCCCAUUCAGGUGCUCCAUGGAGACACAUCCAGGAACUAUUUUCCAAAUAACUGCAUGGUGUGUCCGUUUUUCAGUGGUUGAAUACUUUUAAUUAGUUUUCCCAGUAAUACACACCCUGUUCUCACAUUACAUAAAAUAAAGCAAUCAUGAACCCUGCACUAAAGAAAGA